UCCUCCUCUUCAUCCUCCUCCUCCUCCUGUGCUGGAAGGCCGGGCUGUGCGGCACGGAGCGGUGUGAGGAGCCCCCAGAUCCCGGGAAAGGGGGGGACACCACAGCAUCCCCCAGACAGGUUCGGCGGGCGACCCGGUUGAUGGACCCAGCAGAAGCCAAAUGGAAGAAGGGCCAAUUAAUUAUGUGGAAGAAAGGCGGCUGAAGGAGGGCAGCGGGCUCAGCCUGGCCAAUGGGGCCCGGCCGGAGCCGGGGGCCCCGGCGCUGAUGGAGCCGAGCGCCUGGUCCCCGGGCCAGCUGCCUGCCACGGGGAAAGCCCACUUGGAAGACGUCAGGAACCUGGUGGCCUUUUCGGCUGUGGCUGAAGCCGUUUCCUCCUACCGCCUGCCGGCCCCGGCGUCACCAUCGCUGCUCUAUGAGAAGUUUGACUCGGAGAUGAGCCGGGGUGGGCUGAGCACCGCGGAUGGGCUCCCACGAGGGGAGGACCUGCACGCCCUGAAGGCUGCCUUGGCUUUGGCUAAACACGGUGUGAAGCCCCCCAACUGCAACUGCGACGGCCCCGAGUGCCCCGACUACCUGGAAUGGCUGGAGCAGAAGAUCAAGAUGGCCCUCGGCGAAGAGCCGGCCUCGCCGCGGCCUCGCCUCACCGCCAACCCCCUGCCACCCCCCCAGGAAGGUGCUAUUGACCCCCAGCCGGUGCCUGAGCCCGCCGAGCCGUGCCCGCCCGACGGCCUCCCCUUCUCUCAGAGCGCUUUGACCAUCGCCAAGGAGAAGAACAUCAGCCUGCAGACAGCCAUAGCCAUCGAAGCCCUCACGCAGCUCUCGGCCGCUCUCCCCCAGCCCGCCGGUGAUGGCCAGCCCCCCCCGCCGCCACCACCACCACCCCCCGCUGCCCCCUUCGGCCCCAUUGCCCCAUCGGGGGCCGUGUGGCAGCGAGGGGAUGAGCCCCGUUAUCCACCGGAGCCCGAAGCGGCGCCGGAGCCGUUCUUUGGUGCAGCACCGCCCCGGGGGGGCUUUGCAGCAACGUGGGGGCUGGAAGCCGAGGGGGCAGCCGGGGCUGGAGACCCCAUGGCAGAGCUGGAGCAGCUACUGGGGAACGCUGAUGACUACAUCAAGGCAGCUUUCAAGAGACCUGAAGCAAUAGCCAGCAAAGCGACGGCACCUAAACCUGAGCCCCCCGAACGAGCACCCGCUAAAGAAGUGCCACCGAGUGGCCCCCGUUUGCCACCGGCACCCCCAGAGCCCGACCUGCACAAGAAGACGCAGCUGGUCCUGCAGCAACAUCUCCAUCACAAGCGCAGCCUCUUCCUUGAGCAAAGCCUGGCAGCGGCCACGGCGGCAGCGCCGGAUCGGCCGAGCGGCUGGUGGGCUCCCGGCGCCCCAUCCGUGCCCCCCAAGCCCUUCGAGAAGCAGCCCAAAGAGAAGAAGAAGAAAACACCACCCGAGAAGCCCCCCCCGGCCAAACCGCUCCGUAAGCAAGUGCAGAUCAAGAAGGCAAAGCAGAAGGACUCACAGCCGCUCUUCCUGCCCCUCUGGCAGAUCAGCCUGGAGGGGUUCCGGGCGCCCGCCGAACCCCCUGCCGAAGAGAUGCAAACUGAACCGCAGCCUCUUGCACUACCCCUGCCCGCCGCUUGCCCCCCACCACCAGCCCCCCUGGAUGGCUGCCCCCCGGCUCCCGACUCUCAGGAAAGGGGUGCCCCCGGGGGGGGCCCCCAAAUUCACCCUAAUGGUUCAACCGGCUCUGAGGAGGCCCCGGCCCCGGCCCCCAUCCUGGUGGAUGACAAGCUGGAAGAGCUCAUCCGGCAAUUUGAAGCUGAAUUUGGGGAGAACUUCAACCUGCCGCCCCCCGAAACGCCCGCCACGCUCACCACCGCGGCUGCAGAGGUGCCGGGGGGGUCAGUGCCAGCCCUACAAGUGCCCCCCAACGCCACCACCGCCGUUUCAAGCAGCACUCCCCAAGCCGGACCCAAAAGCUUUUCGUUGUCACCGGGGAAGGGUCCCCUUUCGGAGCCCCCUUUCACCGCCCGGUCCCCCAAACAGAUCAAAAUCGAAUCUUCUGGUGCUAUCACCGUGGUGUCCACCACGUGCUUUUACUCCGAGGAAAGCCAAAACCCGGACGUGGAUGACACCGACGGGACCCCCACCAAGGACGAGGUGCCGCUGACACCGACCCUAAGUGGCUUUUUGGAGUCGCCGCUCAAGUACCUGGACACGCCGACCAAAAGCCUCCUGGACACGCCAGCCAAGAGGGCACAAGCGGAAUUCCCAACCUGUGACUGUGUUGAGCAAAUUGUGGAGAAGGACGAGGGGCCCUAUUACACCCACCUGGGCUCAGGGCCCACUGUGGCAUCCAUCAGGGAGCUCAUGGAGGAACGGUAUGGAGAGAAGGGCAAGGCCAUCCGCAUCGAGAAGGUCAUCUACACGGGGAAGGAGGGGAAGAGCUCCCGGGGCUGCCCCAUCGCCAAGUGGGUGAUCCGAAGACACAACCAAGAGGAGAAGCUGCUGUGCCUGGUGCGGCACCGGGCCGGCCACCACUGCCAGAACGCCGUCAUCAUCAUCCUGAUCCUGGCCUGGGAGGGCAUUCCCCGCACACUGGGGGACACCCUAUACCAGGAGCUCACCGACACCCUCACCAAGUAUGGGAACCCCACCAGCCGCCGCUGCGGCUUGAACGACGACCGGACCUGUGCAUGCCAAGGCAAAGACCCCAACACCUGUGGUGCUUCCUUCUCCUUUGGCUGCUCGUGGAGCAUGUAUUUCAAUGGAUGCAAAUAUGCCCGGAGCAAAACUCCUCGCAAGUUCAGGCUGGUGGGAGAUAAUCCCAAAGAGGAAGAGUUGCUCCGGAAAAGCUUUCAGGACUUGGCCACCGAGGUUGCUCCACUUUACAAGAGGCUGGCACCACAAGCCUACCAAAACCAGGUUACCAACGAGGAUGUAGCGAUUGACUGCCGGCUGGGCUUGAAGGAGGGGAGGCCGUUCUCGGGGGUGACAGCCUGCAUGGACUUCUGUGCUCAUGCUCACAAAGAUCAGCAUAACCUCUACAAUGGCUGCACAGUGGUCUGCACGCUGACAAAGGAAGACAAUCGCGUGGUGGGGAAGAUCCCUGAAGAUGAGCAGCUGCACGUCCUCCCCCUCUACAAGAUGUCCAGCACGGAUGAGUUUGGCAGCGAGGAGAACCAAAACGCUAAGGUGGGCAGCGGGGCCAUCCAGGUGCUCACAUCCUUCCCCCGUGAGGUCCGCAAGCUGCCCGAGCCUGCCAAGUCCUGCCGGCAGAGGCAGCUGGAGGCCAGGAAAGCUGCUGCAGAGAAGAAGAAGCUGCAGAAGGAGAAGCUGAUGACACCGGAGAAGAUCAAGCAAGAGGCACUCGAGCUGCCCACGCUCCAGCAGAACGCAGGUAUGGCCUUGAAAAACGGGCUGCCCCCCCAGCCACUGAAACCUUCCAUCAAAGUGGAGCCACCGACCCACUACAACGCCUUCAAGUACAACGGCAACGCGGUGGUGGAGAGCUACUCGGUGCUGGGGAGCUGCCGGCCCUCUGACCCGUACAGCAUGAACAGUGUUUACUCUUACCAUUCCUACUAUGCACAGCCCAAUCUGCCUUCCGUGAACGGGUUUCACUCCAAGUUCGCGCUUCCCUCCUUUGGGUAUUACGGCUUUUCCAGCAACCACGUCUUCCCCUCACAGUUUCUCAAUUACGGGGCACCCCGUAAUGCCUCGGGGAGCAACUGGGUGAGCAACGGCUAUGAGAAGAAGCCUGAUGUCCCGGCCCUGCAGGAGAGCCUCAACCACUCCUAUGGGAACACCAGUUUCCCUGAGCCCAUCCCAAACAGUGUCCGGAGCAAAAACCAUCACCAGCGCACGUACGAGCGGGCUAACCGCUAUGCCAGCCAGCAGAAGGCAGCGGCAGCUGGGGCACACAGGACUAGCUCAGGCUCUGAGGAAGCCCAGCCGUUUGCACAGAACUGUUUCAGCAGCCGGCCCAUCAAGCAGGAGCCUCCCGAUCCUCCAGCAGCCAUCGAGCCCCUUCCCACUGCAGCUGCCAUGCCUGGCACUGGUUUAACCCUGCCAACCAUCCCGGCGCGCACCGCGGGGCCGGAGCAGCGGUGGAGCCCCUUCAAAGCAUCCCGGGGCUCGUCUUCUUCCCCAGAGAGGACUAACACGGCGGAGGGCUCCUGGAGCUCCCUGGCACCGGGUUCUGGUGGGAGGGAGAAGCCCAGCGCCUUCGAUGCUGCCGCGCGGUUGCCACCACCACCAGGGAAGCAGUGGCCCAAUGUUGUGGUGGGAGAGGCGGCGGCAGCGGCGCGGAGCUCGGGCUUGCUGCCGAAACCAUGGAGCCCCUGCAAGCUGGGGGACGCGACGCUGUCUGGCACGGGCACCCCGAGCCUGUUGGGGCCAUUGGGUUUUGGCUCAUCCCUAUCGGGGCUUCCGAGUUUCCCCGAGGAGCCGUGGGGCUCGGUGAAGGCGGAGGAGCGCAGGACGCCGGCGCCCAGCCCCGGGCUGCAGGAGAAGCCAUGGGAAGCAGCAGUGGGUGAGAAAGGGGCUGUGGGGACCCGCAGGGAGAAGCCGUGGGAUCCAUUUGGCCUGGAGGAGGAUCUGCCGGAGAAGACGGUGAAAGAGGAGGAAGAGGAGGAGGAAGAGGAGGAGGAGGAAGAAGAGGAGGAGUGGUCGGACAGCGAGCACAACUUCCUGGAUGAGAACAUCGGCGGCGUGGCCGUGGCGCCGGCGCACGGCUCCAUCCUCAUCGAAUGCGCCCGCCGUGAGCUCCACGCCACCACCCCGCUGAAGAAACCCAACCGGUGCCACCCCACACGCAUCUCCCUGGUCUUCUACCAACACAAGAACUUGAACCAGCCCAACCACGGCCUGGCGCUGUGGGAGGCCAAGAUGAAGCAGUUGGCAGAGCGGGCUCGUGCCCGGCAAGAGGAGGCGGCGCGCUUGGGUCUCCCACCGGACGCCAAAGCCUUCGCCAAGAAACGCAAGUGGGGCGGCGCGUUGGCCACCGAGGCGCCCAGCAAGGAGAGGAGGGACUCGGUCCCCACGCGGCAGGCGGUGGCCAUCCCCACCAACUCUGCCAUCACUGUGUCCUCCUAUGCUUACACCAAGGUGACGGGCCCCUACAGCCGCUGGAUCUGAGACGGAGGCAACCGCCACGGCCCCAUCUUACCUCAACCCUCGGCAGCGCCGGCGCCCGGCGUUGCCUCGUGGUGCUUUCUCCUCGGGCGUGGGGGAGAAGAAAAGGAUUAGGAAUAAAAUAGACACAAAAAGAGAAGCAAAACACAAGAAGAACAGAGGUAAAAAAGAAAAACCCACCCAACCCACAGAAAGCAAACCCAAGGUCCAAACAGCGGAGCCGGCGCGGGCGCACGCCGUCGGAGGGCUGCGCUUGGCGAGGAGGUGGCCAACAGGGCAAACCGUGGUAAAACCAAAAGAGGACGGUGCUGUUUGAGGCUUUUUGGGAAUCUCCUAUUUAUAUCUCCAUGGGUUUUUUAAUGCAGCCUCGUGCAAAGGGCCGGAGGAGUCCGCGGAGUCCCUUUGGCAAAGGAGAGGUUUUUAAUUCCACUUAAAAAUAAUGCCUAUUUAUUGGAUUUUAUUUUAUUUUAUUUGUUACUCCGACCACAACGACGAAGCCGAUCUUCGAGAGAGAAGCCAACGUGGAAAACUCAACCCAACCUUGAACACAGUUCAAAUCCAACCCGAUCACCAAACCAGCUUCAAGGCAAGAGGUUACCCCCUCCAGUUCCAUCACACGGGGGCUGGCGGGGGCUGGUGCUUCACCAUCAGCCAGACACGCUGAAAAUCCAACCAUGUUUUUGCCCAAGGACCUCAAAUUACCUGUUUUUCAGCUCGAGGAGUCCUUUCUUACAGUGAGGAACAUCCCUGCAUGGUGCAUGCUCCUCGCUGCCGGCGGGAUCGGCUCCGCCGGGAUGGAUCGAGCCGGCGUCUUUCCCAACGCCAGAGACCUCAGGACACGUCCGGGCUGGGGCUGCCGCUGCCAUGGGCUUGGACUUGGGGGGGAUCCUUUGCUGAUGGUCCCAGGAACGGCGGCGGCAGCUCGAGAAGGAGCCGACAGGACACAAAAAGAUCCAAAACCAGGAAACAAACCCACCCCAAGCCCAAACUGUGAAUAGCUGGUGUUGCUCUUGUACAUCACUGUUGCUAAAGUCUGGUGCUUUCCGUCUCCGGGGGACUUUCUCCGUGCAAUCGGCUCUGGGAAGAGCGAAUCCCAAGACUUGGCUGGCCAAAACCCCGCUGGUCCCUCUUCCCUGCCGGUGCCGGUGAGCACCGCCGGGGCUCGGUGCUUUAUCUCUUCCCCCCGGGUGCCAUCCCUUCUUCCUACAGAUCACCGUUCUUCCCUCAAAACCCCCUUUCCCCAAGGAACAACCCAACCAACGCCGACAACAACCGCGUGGUGCUUUUCGAACAAUCUCAGUCGAAUCUUCCGGCCCGUCACCGAUGCCGAAGCCGCGCCGGGAUGCAUGGAUGGAUGCAUGGAUGGAUGGAUGGAUGCUGUAGUGGAAGUGACCCUGCCCAUAGCAGGGGGUUGGAACUGGAUGAGCUUAAGGUCCUUUCCAACCCAAACCGUUCUGUGCUUCUAUGGAUGGAUGGAUGGAUGGAUGGGUGGGCAGGUGAGGAGCUGCCCUGUGGCUCACCGGGAGGGCGGCGUGGCCGAAUCUGGGUGCCGGCGUCCCCGGGUAGGUCGUUGCUUUUGCACUUUGAGGUGCCUUUAGGAGAGCCAGCGAGCCAGAGCCGACGCCGUCACCGUGCAGAAACCCCCUUGUGUUUACUGUCCCCCCCCCUUCCUUCCUCGCGCACUGGCACAGAUCAGCAGGAUCUCGGUCGAAAGCAGCCGGGUCAUUUCCGUGCUCUUGAUUUUAAACCUGUAAAUAGGGAAAGAAUUCUUUUAAAAGCACUUUCACCCAGAUUUCAAACCGAAAACGAAACUGAAAAAGAGAAAAAAGCCCCAAAUUCCUUCCCCCCCCCCCCAAACUUGAAACAUUUACGUUUGAAACCAGAUUCUUGUGGGAGAACUGUAAAUACUGGCAGAAUAUUUAACAUGCUUCGUCCGUCCUUCAGAAUUAACCCUUUUUGUUCUUACCUUUUAACCUGUAAAGUCGCGUAUAUUUGACAAGGAAACUCAAUGAGCUAUUACCGCUUUUCUUAGACAUCCCCAAUAGCAUAUCAGGAUUGGAGGAGUCGAGGGCGAGUCAGACUGUAGGGAUAACCCGCAGGUGAUGCCGGUUCCGAUGUGGAUAUGGUGAAACCAGGCUGAUCCCAUUGGACGGGGCCGGAUUCGGGUGCCGGCCCCGCUCGGCAUCGCCUUGGCCGUCGUGGCGCGGGUGCCUUGUGAGCUUCGCCUGGAUGCGUUUGGAAUCGGGAGGAGAAGGGGGUCCAUGUAACCUGUCUGAGUCCUGCUUCCUCGGAAGGGGUUGGUUUUGGUGCAGGGAUGGUGAUGGGGUCAGUCAGUGGGAUCAACCCUGGCGUUAAGCGGGGGGAUGCCGGCGCCGCGGGUCGGGGAGCGAGAACUGCUGCAGUCUCACGUUUUUACACUACAUAACGUCUAAACCUACCUCAAAUCUCAGUCAUUAUAAAGGAGCACGCUUCAGACUUGUACGAAAACUCAAAAUCUAUGCACAGCUCUUUACCCCUUGCUGCUGAGAGGCUCUUUCUGCAAGCUAAAGCUUUCCCUUGCCCCAUCCCAGCGGCCGCGCUCGUCCCUCCCGUGCCGAAGCCACGGUUCAGGGGCAUCACUUCUGAUGGGGUGGGAGGGGGGGAUGUUUUUAACCGCUUCGGGGUGCGAUGGGGACCUCAUUUUGCAGCAGGUCGUGGCCGCAAUGGUGCUAGAACAACAACCGUGGUAGAAACCUAGGGAGAGGUGGGCUUGGGGAGCCCCAAUGGGCUCCUUCCAUCCUACUUUGGCUCUUCCAGCCACGGUGCUUCACUUUGGGCAGGAAACGGGAAGUGUUUUGGGGGUUCCCCCCCCCCAACUCUCGGGAUAAGGGGAAGGAGAAGGAAAGCAGAAUCCCUGAGGUGCCUCAAUAGCUGAUUUUUUCCUUUUAAUACUGGAGUAUGCUUUGUGGGCUCUAUAAGGCGUAUUUUUAUUCAGUGAAAUCUUGUAAUCCAAACGGUGCUAAUGGUGUUUUAACAAACUCUCUCACGCUUCUGCCUGAUUCCAUCUCGCUGAGGUGCUACUAAAUGUACAUAGAACUCGGGAACCAAGGAAACAAAGCAAAAAGCAAUGUCCUGGAGGAGGAGGUCUUAACUUUACCGGAGCGACAGCUCGAAGCGUGCCGGGAGCCACUUGGGUUUAUGCAAACCGAGAUCGGAGCCGUUCCCAUCCGGAGCGGGUGCUGAUGUGGUGCUUGGAUGAGGUGCUCAGUUGAGGUGCUCGACCACAGGUCAUGGAGGUGGUGGUUGGAUGCGGUGCCUGGGCUCAGCCAGGGUGUGUGGACAUGGUGCUCAGCCAAGCAUCGUGGAUGUGGUGCUUGGAUGUGGUGCAUGGGCACGGUGCUUGGUCAGGGUAUAUGGACAUGGUGCUUGGUCAUGGUGCUCAGCCAUGCACCCUGGACAUGGUGCUUGGUUGUGGUGUGUCAAUGUGGUGCGUGGACAUGGUGCUCGACCACGGUGCUUGGACAUGAUGCGUGGACAUGGUGCUGGGGCACGGUGCUCAGCCAUGCGUCAUGGACACGGUGCUUGGACGUGGUGUGUCAACGUGGUGCGUGGACACGGUGCUUGACCACGGUGCUUGGACGUGAUGUGUGACCACAGUGCAUGGACAUGGUGCUUGACCACGGUGCUCCAACUUGGUGUGUGGAAAUGGUGCUUGGGCACGGUGCUUGUCCAUGUCUGUGGUGCGUGGACACGGUGCUCGGGCAUGGUGCUGGUCUGCACGCCAUGAAUAUGGUGUAUGGACAUGGUGCUCACCAGGGUUUUGAACAUGGUGCUCGGUCAUGGUGCUCAGCCGCAGUGCUUGGACACAGUGUGAGAACAUGGUGCUCAGGCAAGGGAUGGGAACGUGGUG
Molecule: messenger RNA, 9017 nt
Organism: Melopsittacus undulatus (budgerigar)
Lineage: Eukaryota; Metazoa; Chordata; Aves; Psittaciformes; Psittaculidae
Gene: TET3
Product: tet methylcytosine dioxygenase 3
Exons: 10
Coding region: 161-5131 (1656 amino acids)
Biological process (GO): positive regulation of transcription by RNA polymerase II
Cellular component (GO): nucleus
Molecular function (GO): DNA 5-methylcytosine dioxygenase activity
Source: RefSeq, a predicted model, not a curated record